Molecule: messenger RNA, 3030 nt
Organism: Gryllus bimaculatus (two-spotted cricket)
Lineage: Eukaryota; Metazoa; Arthropoda; Insecta; Orthoptera; Gryllidae
Source: the annotation of a GenBank genome assembly
UGGAGAGUUGCUUCAGCAUAUGGCAACGAAGGAUGAGUCUUGACAGUGACGUUGCAAGUCUGUCGUUUAUAUCAGUUGUGCAUGCCGCGACGAAGAUCAGCUGUUUCGUGCUCACGGAAAUCGUAGCGGGAGAGACAAUUUCGCGCAAGGCAAAGGGCACAUUUUUCGUGAACUGAACGAACAGUCCACCUUACUGCCCGCCUAGACUAUUCCAAUCAGAUUCCACUGGCACACAGACAGCCACACAGCGCUGCAGCACCAGCGGAUGUAACGAGUGGGGCAGUGAGGGCAUUGCGUGAGCGAACGAAAACUGACGACGUGCUGAUUUGCACGAGGCAUCAGCCUGACCUCGAACCACUUCGGAAUUGGUUGAAAAGUGUUUCAAAUAUUAGCUUGGUGUCCUAAGCAGUAGGGUCUGGCGUGGAUAAAUUAAUCAUGACUGAUGAGGUGAAGGAUCCUGUCGUAAUGGCAAGCUCAUCAGUACGGUUUGAUGAUGAAUCACAUUCUGAGAAAUUGGCUCGGAAAGCGAAGGAAGCUCCGUUUGUUCCAAUAGGUUUAUUAGGGUUUGCUGGAGUGGUGGCUUAUGGUGCUUACAAGUAUAAGCAUCGUGGUGGCAUGUCAACAUCAGUUUUUCUAAUGCAGUUGAGAGUUGCUGCCCAAGGCACGGUUGUGGCCUGUCUUACAGCAGGCUUGGCUUAUGGCAUGGCAAGGCAAUACUUAUUCAAGAGUGGUGAAAAGAAAGAGUAGGUUCAAGUUCUCAGACCAUUCAAUUAAAUAUAGUGAAGCAGGAUAGAGUAGUUUCUAUCCUGCAGAGAAUUAAUGAAUUCGUAGAGUAGAAGUGUGUAUUGCAUUAUAUAUCAUAAAACGUUCAGUGUUGUGAUACAUUGUAUGCUAAUGCACUUCUUCCAUUGUUAGAAUGAAAUGAAUGGUUGCAUUUCCUUCCUAUAAGUGAUGAAGUGAGUGGGGAAAGAAGAUAUAAGCUGCGGGCAGCUUACGAUAUAUUUGAGUGUGUUGAUAACUGUUGUUUUCAAUGAAGCCUUGAUUUAUCAAUCUUAUCUGAAUGUCAUUCUCAAAUAAAAUUAACUUCUUCGCAUUGGUGAAAAUGUGGGUGUGUUAAUAGUGUUAUUUUUUAAAGCAUCUUUAUUCAUGCUUGUAAAAAUCAUUGCAAAAUUGACUUUUGAAGUAAAGUAAUUACUAGUCACAUUGACAUUCUUAUUCACUUAUUUUAUUUUAACAUGCAUGGGAAACAAUAUCUUCGUCAUCUGCUCCCAGUCACAUAGAGAAAAUUAAUAUUGAUGUUAAGCACUAAGCGUAAGAGUGAAUGUAAAUUAGAUCAGGUGGCAGAAAGUUUUUGAAAUUAUUUUAUUAUUGAAAGUUGUUCAGGAUUAAUUUGAAAAGUAAGUGUACCGAAACUAAGGAAUAAUAAACAUUGAUAAUAAAUUUAGGCGAGAUGGAAUUACGAAAAUAAAAGGGAAAUUCUUCUGAAUAAAAUGGCUUCUAUCAUUUAAAUUGUAAAAUCUCAGAUCUGGAGUUGGUAAAAGUCUGGAUGGGUUUGUUGCAUAUCAAUUUUAUUUUGUUGAUAGAUGUGUGUGACUUAAAAUGAGGGGCCCCCUUUUUCAUUAAACUUUUUAUCUACAGUGAACAUAUUUAACUGGGAAAUAAAGAAAAUAUACUAUUGAGAAAAUUAAAUUAUAAACUUAGUGAUUCAAUAUCAUAAAAUUCUAUUGAUUUAAUGUUGAACCACUGGAUUACCAGAUGGUUUGGGAAGCAUCUUCCCCAAAUGUUGGCUAUCUAGAUUUAGAUUUAUUUUGCCAAAAACAAAAAAACCCAGUAAAAACUGUAUGUGAUGUAUGGGGGAGAAGAUCAUCUGUGCAAGUUUUCUUGAGUUCCAGAAUCUCUUUUCCAUCAUUUUAACUAUAAAUAGUUGAAAGAUGAGUAAAAGUUGAAGAUGAUAAAUAAAAUUUUUAAAAAAAGUGAGAUUAGCAACAUUUGAAACACAACUAUUAAUUGUCAAUUUAAGAAACGGGAAAAUCUGGAAUUGUUCAUUUUUUCUGAAGUAAAUAAUUGUAUUACAUAGUGCUAGCCCUUUCAAAUUUCUCAAGCCCCUCCUAUGCACGUACGUAUGAUUUUGUUGCAUUUUCUUUUUAGCACUUGCAAUAUAACGUAAAGUCACUCAGCUGAGGUUUUGCACAUGAUUUUCUUACAUAUUCCUUUCUUGUAUUGUAUUCUAUGGAAGUGUUUAAUGCAUAAUACGUUCCUAAGUUCACUGUCAUCCCAAAGGGUGCAGGUGAAAGAGCCAGAACCCUUUUGUACCAAACAGAAAAAAUAUCAAAAAUGCUGAGAAAUAAUGUACCAUGUAAUUCUAUUUUUAUCAAUUAACUUUAUUUAAAUUUUUGAUAAUUCUUUUUGCAUACUAUAAAAAAUUGAUUAGCUCUCCUUCAGAUAUUCAUAGGAGUGGCUGGUAAAUUUGCCAUGACCCUUGAGGAAUUUACCUUUGAUGCUUUCCCAUGACGAAGAUGAACUUUUUUGUAACAUGUACCAUUGAGAAGUAACUUUUUGAACUGAAUAUCGGUUUUCUUAUGAACGUCAAGUAUUUUUUCCUAACACGAAAGAAUAUUUGUAGUGACAUUACAAUGACUUGGAUGUGAAGUGUUCUGUAAAGUAAUAAUUAUCGUAAUCAGGUUUCUACUCUUUGCAAGGUAGUGAUGACCACUUUGUGGGUAAUCACAAUGACAUUGAUAUUGUAAUUAUUUUAAGAUAUUUAGAAUCUAUCUGAAUUUGUAUUUAUUUAUUUAUUUAUUGUACAUUAAAAGUAUUUUAGAAAAGUGUAAGAAUGUAAUUGAAGAAGUGGAAAGGAAGGAGUGUUUACCUGCUACAAAAGACGGAUAACUUUUGUGAUUGAUUGUUAUUUGAGAAAUGUUGCAGAACUUCAUAGUGUGUAUUUUUCCUUAGCUUUGGUGCUUAAUGAAGUAUUGGUUUCCUCAGUUUCUGAAAAACAUAAUAAAAAUAUAUUUUUGUGUAAAUUAUUUU